Molecule: messenger RNA, 2884 nt
Organism: Aquila chrysaetos chrysaetos
Lineage: Eukaryota; Metazoa; Chordata; Aves; Accipitriformes; Accipitridae
Gene: IFT74
Product: intraflagellar transport 74
Exons: 21
Coding region: 495-2294 (599 amino acids)
Biological process (GO): intraciliary transport involved in cilium assembly; cilium assembly
Cellular component (GO): intraciliary transport particle B; centrosome; cilium
Molecular function (GO): beta-tubulin binding
Source: RefSeq, a predicted model, not a curated record
GUACUUCCCGCCUGUUUAGGUGACGGCCAGCGGUACCCCGCCUCACGGGGCCCUCCGGGCGACUGCCUGGCGGCUUCAGCGCUGGUAAAGCUGUGUCUGUGUGCUGCGGCUGGGGAGGAGCUCCUCACGGGGCUGGUGAAAGCAACCGCGGGUUAUCAGGGGUAGCCGUGGCAUGGGUUUGCAUUGGUGCCUGGCGAUGCCUGAAGGACUGUCUCCAUAUAACCCAAAUGCAUAUUUACAAUGGAUAGUUACUGGAAGCUGCUCACUUCCAGUUUGUCUCAUGAGAGACUUGAAUUCUGUGGGCAGAUGCUGAAACAAUAAAUGCCACAAGAGUUAGCAGGAGUUACCUGUUUUAACAACAUAAACUGAGGGCUGACUAAGCAGUGAAAAGGGACUGCUGUCUCGCCUUCCUCGUGGGCCUUCUGUGGUCCUGUCUGAGCACUGUCUCUGUCUCGUACCAUGCUUUUCCAAGAGAAGUUCAAAAAGGAACAAACAUGGCCAGCAGUCACAGACCUCCAAUAGCUCGUCCCUCUUCAAGAGCAGGAGUAGGGCUGACUGCAAGGCCUGCCUCUUCAUCAAGAACUCCAUCAACAACCAGAAUAGGAACAGGGAUGCCUCCUAGUACAUCAAGACCCGGUUCUCGUGGUGGUUCUUCGACUACUGGAGGAGUCCUGUCAUCUCAGAUUAAAGUUGCAGACCGUCCAGUGACUCAACAGGGAUUAAGUGGAAUGAAAACUGCAAUGAAAGGUCCUCAGAGACAGAUAAUGGAUAAAACAUACUACCUUGGACUGCUGAGAAGCAAAACAAAUGAACUCACAACAGAAAUUAACAAGCUGCAGGAAGAAGUAGAAAUGUACAAGCAGGAGAAAUCUGUCUAUUUGUCAUAUGAAAAAAGGGCAGAGGCUUUAGCUGGUGAAAUCAAAGAAUUUCAAGGUCAACUAGCAGACUACAACAUGAUUGUGGAUAUACUUAACACCAAUACGGAUAUAGCAGAAGUGAUUCGAGAUUACAAUAUGUUAAAGGUUCAGAAUGACCGAGACGCUCAGAGUGUGGAUAAAAUUUUCACAGAAAGACAAGCCACAGAAAAGUUAAUUCAAGCUGUAGAAGAAGAUAUUGAACAUGAAAAGGUUGUAGCAGAUGACAUAAUAAAAGACAUGUCACAGGAAAAUCAAGCUAAAUAUAUGGAGAUGAAGACUGCAAAUGAAAAACUCUCCCAGGAAUUGGUUGCUCAACAGCAAGAAUUGGAUGCACUAAAUGUAAAGGAAGAGGCUCUAAGAGCUGAAAUAGCACACUCCCAGGUGAAACAGGAGGCUGCGCAGCUGUAUGAAAAGCUCCAUGACCUCGAGGAACGUCGAAAUCAAAUGAUUGCUGAGCAUAAGAACAUGGAAUCUCCACAAGAGGAAAGAGAGAGAUUACUAAAGCAGGUUAAGGAUGAUAGUCAAGAAAUAGCAAGCAUGGAAAGACAGCUGACAGAAGUAAGAGAAAAAACAAACCAUUUUAAAAAGAUCAUUCAACGACUUGAUAUGGAUCUGGAGAAUCAUCAAGAAGGAGAGGAAAAUUGGAAAUACAAGGAGCUGAAGAAGAGGGAAGAAAGCAUGGACAGUUUUCUUGAGACUUUUGAAGAGGUGAAGAAUCAAGAAUUGGAACGAAAGGCCCAAAUAGAAGCCAGCAUUGUUGCACUCCUGGAGCACUCAAGCAGGAAUGUGAAUCAUAUGAAACAAAUUUCAUCUGUUACCAAUCAAGAGCUGAAGAUUAUGCAGGAAGACCUCACUUUCAAAUCAAAUGAAAUGCAGAAAUCACAGAGCACUGCUAAGAAUCUGAUUACAGAGAGUCAAAAACUGCAGAUGGACUUACAGAAGAUGGAACUCUUGGAGGGCAAGAUGGUUGAUGAACUGGCUUCUCUUAAAGACAAAAUUGAACAAACAAAAAGGGAGCUGGAGGUCUACAAUAAUUUGCCAGCUCUGAAAGCAUCAGGAGAAGAGAAGAAAAAGAGGCUCCAGGAUGACAAAGAAAAAUUAACAAAACGUAGCCAUGCUUUCAAGAAAAUGAUGGAACAUUUGAAUACAGAGUAUGAGACACUGAAGAGAGAGCUGCAAGAGAAUGAGACACAUUCUCAGCUUACAAAUUUGGAGAGGAAGUGGCAGCACCAUGAGCAAAAUAACUUUAUGAUGAAGGAAUUCAUAGCAACAAAAAGUCAGGAGAGUGACUACCAGCCAAUAAUGAAGAACGUGAGAAAGCUGGUCACAGAAUACAACAAAGCUCUCAUAGAAGCUUUACAGAACACCAAGAACUGAACGCAGGCACUUCCUUCCUGCCCCAAUGGACCAACAAUGAGAGAUGUGCACAGGCAGCAUGGAAAGCUGAACUACUGAGUUCAUUCGCUCACCACUACAGCGACAGAUAUUCUUAAAAGUAUUUUUCCAGGUUUUCAGAAGUCAUGGGUUUUAAUAGUAUGCAUCUUUUUGCAACAUUUAAAAAUUUUAGAAAUAAAUUUCUGAAUUUCAGAAACUUGUAGAAAUAAAAAAGAAAUACUGCACAAUGAGUGUAAAAUCAUCAGAACAUUUUACUGAGGCCCAUUGCUGGAUUGCAUCUCAAAUGUGAAACUUCAGUCUGCUUUACACAAUGAAUCUCUUAAUUGUCUUGUAGUCCUAUCCCUGCCAAACAGAACAGGAGUUUUCCCUGAAUAAGGACUGUCUGACAGGCUCUCAUAUGCAUUAGCUUAAAUGAAUUGUAUAGUAAGAGAGAUGGUAAUAUCAGCAUACCAUUCCUAUUUUAAUAGCAAUUUAUAACAAGUAAAGAAAACAUCUAAGGAUGACAAGUAUCCUUUUAAGUCUGAAUUGCAUCAUAGUAUAAAGUCUUACAAUAAAAGCAAAUGUCCUUUGGA